Pangasianodon hypophthalmus (striped catfish) is the source of this 3924-nucleotide messenger RNA. RefSeq names its product nuclear receptor subfamily 1, group I, member 2 (gene nr1i2). The coding region runs from base 663 to 1901 and encodes 412 amino acids. The record is from RefSeq and is a predicted model, not a curated record. The transcript is spliced from 10 exons. Gene Ontology annotation, biological process: cell differentiation; positive regulation of transcription by RNA polymerase II; negative regulation of transcription by RNA polymerase II. Gene Ontology annotation, cellular component: nucleus. NCBI's taxonomy places the organism in Eukaryota, Metazoa, Chordata, Actinopteri, Siluriformes, Pangasiidae. Gene Ontology annotation, molecular function: RNA polymerase II cis-regulatory region sequence-specific DNA binding; nuclear receptor activity; zinc ion binding.
AUCUGUAAAAAUCUACAGUAAUUGUUUUUUACAGUCCUUUGAAUGAGUUGUUACUAUAGAAACGAUAAUGCACUGAGUGCAUUUCAGACGAACAACUGAAAUAAAGUUUGAUUUAUGAGCAGAUGUGUUAAUGCAAUUCUGUCUGGCGCGCGUGGGCGCAUAUUAGAAUGUGUGCACAUGGCAGAGUGGAAUACUAACAGAUACAACACCACCACCAACACCACCACCACCACCACUCCUCACUCCUCUGCAGCCAUCCCUUAUGAUUACCCCGGAUCCAGGAAGUGCUACUUCCGUGCUCCGAGAGUGCGCUUCUCCUCAGCCCGGGUGUAGCGCGUGCGUCGGACCUUUCAAGCGUGUUCGCUCGUGAAGAACCGAAAGGAAACGCAAACCAAUCAGUGAAAAACCGUGAACUCUGUCCGCUCUCCAGUCGCACCUCGACUCUGCCAAGAACAAGCGCGUGAAAAUGUGACGACUGAGCAUGGGAUAUUACAGGACCCGCGCGUGCAUGACAUGACAUGACAUGAUCAUGAUUAUUAUUAUGACAUGUCAAACAAUUCCGUGGAAAAUUAUCCAUGGCCAGGAGGUUGCAUGUAAAAACAUGAAGAAAUGGGAAAUAUUGAACCUCUUGAGCAUCAUGAUAGUGUUUGUCAGGGUUCAGGAUGAGCAGUGGCAGCAGAGAGCUGGAUGACUCAGGAGUGGAAGAGGGGCCCAGGGAAGAGUUGGAGGAGGAUGAUGAGCCCAAAGUGUGCCAAGUGUGUGGAGAUACUGCUACAGGAUACCACUUCAAUGCCAUGACCUGUGAGGGCUGUAAGGGUUUCUUCAGACGGGCCAUGAAGGGUACACCUAACUUCCGCUGUGCAUUUCAGAACAAAUGCAUCAUCACCAAGAGUAACCGACGUCAGUGCCAGUCCUGCCGACUACGGAAAUGCCUCUCAAUUGGCAUGCUGAAGGAGUUGAUCAUGUCAGAUGAGGCUGUGGAGAAACGGAGGAUACUAAUUCGGAGGAAAAGGAUGGCCGAGGAACCUACUGUUCUCACGCAAGAACAAGAAGCCAUCAUUCAGGAGCUGCUCAUGGCUCAAGCAAAAACGUUUGACAUGACCUUCUCUGACUUCAGCCAGUUCCGGCCGCUUGACCGUGACGCUGAGUACAACAAGGAGGCUUCAGUGAGCCACCAGCUUUCUGCUGAGGCUGAGAGAAGGGAGGAAAGGGACGUCAUAGAGAACACCAUCAGGCAAGGCUCCUCUUUCGCCAGCGUGCUCCAAACUGAGGAAGCAGAAAACAGUAAACAAAGAAAAAUCAAGUUCACCAGCCUCCCUCAUAUCACAGACCUCAGUACCUACAUGAUCCAGAACGUCAUCAGCUAUGCCAAGCUCAUCAAAACCUUCAGAGCUCUGACAAUAGAGGACCAGAUCUCAUUGCUGAAAGGUUCUGCGUUUGAGAUCGUCCAAAUGCGCUUCAACAUGCUGUUUAAUGAAAAGACGGGGAUUUGGGAAUGCGGCUCACUGAAGUACUGCAUGAAUGAUGCCCAGCGUGCUGGUUUUCAGCGCCACUUGUUGGACCCUCUCAUGAAGUUCCAUUACACACUGCGCAGGCUGCACUUACAUGAGGAAGAGUAUGUCCUGAUGCAGGCAAUUUCACUCUUCUCACCAGACCGGCCGGGUGUGACACAACACAAAGUGAUUGAUGAGCUUCAGGAGAUAUUCGCUCUCACGCUAAAGACCUACAUCAGUGUGAAGCGGAGCGGCCCAGAGAAACAAUUGCUGUUCCCAAAAAUCAUGGCUUGCCUGACUGAAAUGAGGACUAUGAAUGAGGAACACACUAAACAGGUGCUGCAGAUUCAGGACAUCCAGCCGGAAAUAUCUCCCCUCAUUCUGGAGAUCGUGAGCAGACAGUGCUGACCCUGGCACCAGAGGUCACACCUCAGAACAGGCAACAGAAAGAGCAUCUAAACCCUCACAGCUGAACAUCACAGGCUCGAUUCACACUUUUUCUGUGGAUGUCGUUGGUACAGGUGGAUGAGUGCUAAUGCAGCUAAUGCAGCAUUCUAAUGCAGCUAAUGCCGCAUUCCAGCAGCUUUACCUUGAGUUGGCUCAAACAUUACUCAAGUAUGUUCAUCAUAAAAAGGUACACUCUGAUGAUUUGAGAAAGGAACGUGAGAUGUGACAUCACCAGCGAGUGCCUUUUAUCUAAGUCUUAGUCCAGUGUAACUGAGCAACUCAGAAUGGUCCAUACGGCCAAUGAUAUUAUGACCCAUGUGACCAAUGACCACUAGCCACUUGAGCAAAUCCACACAUGGCAGAAUUACAGGGAAGUGACUGACAAACCUACAAGCUUCAUUUGUAUCAAAUGAAAUAUUCUCUUAACAAUUCCGUAAAGUAGCACCAGACAGAUGCGAAAGAUAUUGGUAGUUACAUAGUCUUGUGAAAGUUUGGCUAAAGGCUGGGUGGGGAUGUAAUGUGGAACAAACUCAUUUCUACAUAAUGUCUACAAGCCAGUCCUUUGCGUCGUGAAGGAGGCACUCAAGGCAGGGCGGAGAUAAACAGUUACAAACAUCAAGCACAUGCUACCAUCAGUGUAACAGGAUGGUUACAAAAUAGUGUCCAUGUCGUGUUUGUGUGUGUAGAAUAGCCUACAUUUGGUAAAAACAAGCCAAAACUGAUUCGGUUAAACAUCCAUUUAAGAUGACUGAAGAUGAUAUUACUCCACCAGACGUUAAUCGCGCACAGACUGCAGGAAAUUGAGGUGGCUUUUAGAAAGCUGUUGAUGCAACAUUGUUAGUGUUAGUUCUCACUGCAGUUCAGUGCCAGGUUUUUAAAAGAUGUGUCUAUUAUUGGCCUUGUGCGAUUACUAUGUGAGGUAACCUGCUUGUAAAACAGAUGGAAUGAGACAACCAUUUUGCACUUAAUCUGAGCAAGAAUGCAAAUAGAAAUUCCACCAGAGAUAUGUAAGGCUGAGAAAAAUAACAUAUAAUGACUCAUAUAUAGUGCAUUUGUUAUGUACUGUUGCUGAGCCGCUUCUAUACAUACUCUACCUCUAAACUCCUCCUAUAAGCCUAACCCUAACCCCUAGUACAUGAGAAGCUGUCAGGAAAUGAAAAAGAAAAAGAAAGAAAAAAAAAAAAAAACACACACACACACACUUCCUCAACCUGAAACACCUAACAAAUUGGGCAUAGCUACAUCUACACUAUAGUCAGUAAUUGUGCAGCUGCAAAGUCACCUAUAUGAUAGUUACUUGAUAACAUGGCCACAUGUAGCUCUGAGGUUGCUGCUACUAAUAAAAUAGCCACUGAAUGUGUAAAUACAUCUCAUAAAUGCUGCUUUAGAUAAAUGAGAUUAUAAAAUAUAAGCUUUUUAGACUAAACGUUAGUCACACCCACCAGUAGCAGUGUUUUAUUGUACAACGUCAAUAGGUUGUGCACCUGGAUAAAUAUAGCUUUGUUUAAAAGCAGAUUAUCACUUUGUUGGCUAGACUCAGGUUUACUUUUACUCAAUCUGAUUGAAGGCUUGUGGGAUUUCUUCAAACAGCUGAAGGAACACCAAACUCUAGGUCACUGUUUUUUAAAAGAGGGGUCCGAGGACAUGAAGCCUAGCCAGGGGUCUGUGAGUUCUGUAAUUUUGUUACAUUUGUGAAAAUCACAGACCACAAAUCAUCUUACAGUUCGGGUAGUAGGGGUGUAUCACAAUCACACUAUCGGUAUCAGUUUAUUACUCCAAAUAUCCGUAUCUGUAUUCAUAUUAAACCAGAUGUGGGCGUGGCCUAAACCAGACUUAAAUUCCAGCACUGUCAGCAUGGUGUGUGAUUUCCAGCUUUGACAGUUCCUCAACUUCAGCUACAUCACUCGAGUUCAUAAUUGGUCUCGUUUAGAGAUACGCGAGACAGGACUGUUUUUUUUUUUUUUUUUUUUUUUUAAAUAUAAAA